CAGUACUCAGUGUCUAGUAUUCAUUUGUGGUUGUUUAUUUUGUAAGACAUGGAGUUUAAGAGUUUUGCGGUCGUUCUUUUGGCAGUGAGCGUAAACUGCCGAGUAACAUAUCCAAAACUUCAAGACUUGCAGUCAGAGGGAUCAUUUGCUCAAGCUAUCCACCGGCCUGUUCAUCAUUAUGUAGCUGAAGACCAUCAUGUAGAUUAUUACGCUUACCCAAAGUACGUGUUUAAAUACGGUGUCAACGAUUUUCAUACAGGAGAUAUUAAAACGCACCAUGAAAGUCGCGACGGAGAUGUGGUCACAGGUCAAUACUCUGUGGUCGAACCAGAUGGCGCUAUCCGCACUGUGGACUAUACAGCAGACAAACAUCAUGGUUUCAAUGCUGUUGUCCAUAGAACUGCACCUAUUUCGCCUCAUGAAGCCCAUUUCGUACAUUAAUUGCAUAAGAUAUAGUAUGUCUGACAAAUUAGGAGUAGGGCAAUGACUUUUAGUAAGUGUUUUUUCAUUGAACCGAAUGAUAUUUUAUUAAUACAUACAUAUUUAAUGUUCUAAAAGUGACUGUUAUUAUUGUU
Molecule: messenger RNA, 575 nt
Organism: Pieris rapae (cabbage white)
Lineage: Eukaryota; Metazoa; Arthropoda; Insecta; Lepidoptera; Pieridae
Gene: CPR128
Product: cuticle protein 19-like
Exons: 4
Coding region: 49-441 (130 amino acids)
Cellular component (GO): extracellular matrix
Source: RefSeq, a predicted model, not a curated record